Molecule: messenger RNA, 1073 nt
Organism: Pygocentrus nattereri (red-bellied piranha)
Lineage: Eukaryota; Metazoa; Chordata; Actinopteri; Characiformes; Serrasalmidae
Product: interleukin-17B
Exons: 3
Coding region: 97-684 (195 amino acids)
Biological process (GO): inflammatory response
Cellular component (GO): extracellular region
Molecular function (GO): cytokine activity
Source: RefSeq, a predicted model, not a curated record
UUCUCAUUACUGAUCCUACAAGGUUUCCUCUCUGAAAAGGCAUUCAAUACAUGGCUGAACCCCUGAAUCAAAUGUGGACUGUCUGAACUGGAAACCAUGGGCAGAUUCCGGACUGAGUUGGUAAUGUUCCUGAUGGUGGUGAACGUUUUGGUGUGGACGGAGGCACAUAAAGAGGGGAAGACACGGAGGCGAAAACUGGAGAGCCAACAGGAACCUCAGCCCCAGAGGAAUGGAUCUUCUUUCCGAAUGCCCCUGGAUCCAAUCUUGACCAGCGAGGCUACAGCAGGGUCAGGAGAGAUGGACUUUGACAAGACCAUAGAGGACAUGGUGUCUCAAGUAAAGAGCAACCCAGCUCUUUCCAAAACCAAAUGUGUGGUGGACCGCCAGCUUUGGAUGUCCAACAGUCGAAGCCUCUCCCCGUGGUCCUACAGAAUCAACCACGAUGAGAAGCGCCGGCCAGUGGACAUCCCGGAGGCGAAGUGCUCGUGCUCAGGCUGCAUCAACCCGUUCACCAUGCAGGAGGACCGCUCCAUGAGCAGCGCGCUCAUCUACACGCAGCUCCCGGUGCGCAGGCUGCUGUGCGACGCGCCGCCCGGCCGCAGGGGGCGCCGUAAGAAAUGCGUGCCGCGCUACAGGACCGUGGUGGAGAGCAUCGCAGUGGGCUGCACCUGCAUAGUGGGCUGAUGGGAUAUAGUGAUGUAUUAUUAAUAUGAUCUGUUUAUCAUGGGUGUUUAUGUUCAUGUUGUUAAAAUAAACCUUAAAAAACUCAAAGCUAAGCUAUCAUUAUUAUUAUUAUUAUUAUUAGUAGUAGUAGUAGUAGUAGCCCAUAGUAGAAAAACUAUAAUAAUAAUAAUAUGAAUUAUUAUCAUAUAGUGUUGUAUUAUUAAUAGUAUUUGUUUAUCAUAGUUGCUCAUGUUUGGGUUGUAAAAAUAAAACUUAAAACACAGAAAUAAGCUUUUCCUCUUAUUAUUAUUAUUAUUUUGUCAUAUUAAUAAUAGUAACAGAGGUGCCAAUAGUUCUAGAGGGCACCAUAUCACAUGUAAACAAAAUAUCUGGUAAUAAAUUUGACAAAU